This is a messenger RNA of Penicillium roqueforti, 1455 nucleotides long. Its product is annotated as cytochrome P450. The record is from RefSeq and is a predicted model, not a curated record. The transcript is spliced from 4 exons. Bases 1 to 1455 code for a protein of 484 amino acids. Lineage: Eukaryota; Fungi; Ascomycota; Eurotiomycetes; Eurotiales; Aspergillaceae. Gene Ontology annotation, molecular function: heme binding; oxidoreductase activity, acting on paired donors, with incorporation or reduction of molecular oxygen; iron ion binding.
AUGGCUUAUUCGAUCACUGCUCUUGCGGCAGCAUUCUUCGCUGGCCUCAUCUUCUACAGAGUGUUCAUUUACCCAGUGUUUCUCUCCCCGUUGUCGAAAAUCCCCAACGUGCACUGGAGUGCUUCCAUCUCGCCUGCAUGGAUGUUAUGGAGGCGCUUCACAAGCCGAAAUAACCGGACAAUUCAGGCCGCACACGAGAGACUCGGUCCUAUCGUUAGGUUAGGACCAUCGGAGAUCUCGAUUAACUGUGUCGAUGGAGGAAUUAAGACAGUUUAUGCUGGUGGAUUUGAGAAGCAUGACUGGUACCCACGAGUCUUCGGGUCAUUUGGGACAGUGAUUUCAGACACAGUCAUCUUCGAUCGACUGCUGCCGAUUCUUCAAGAAGUGUCAAAGUCUGGCAAAUCCAUCGAUAUGCAUGAUCUAGACCAGGGCCUGACGAUGGAUUUCGUCUCCUCCUAUCUAUUCGGUUUGCAGAAUGGCACUAAUUACCUGCAAGACGAUUCGGUUCGUAAGCACUGGCUUCACCUUUACAUGUGCCGAAAGCCGUUCGAGUUUUAUGCCCAGGAGGUUCCAUAUUUGAAUGGAUGGCUGAGACGGAUCGGUCUUCGCGUGAUACCUAAAUACUGCGACGACGCCAAUGAAAUGCUUGAUGCUUGGGCUCUGGACCUAUGCGAUAGGGCAGAGCAGAUGAUUUCGUCGACCGAGCCAGGAAUCGAGCCAACUGUCUACAAGCAGCUGAAACAAUCUCUGGACAAGCAUUCCACAAAGAAUGGAGAAGCAAAGCCAGAUAAGGCCCAGCAACGACUCGAUAUUGCUUGCGAGAUGUACGACCAGCUGACUGCCGGCUUUGAAACAAGUGCUGUUGGUCUGACAUAUUUGUUCUGGCAACUCUCCCUACACCCAGAAGUGCAGAACAAGCUCCGAGAGGAGCUACUCACUCUGAAUCCCCCGAUUUUAUAUCCCAAGACAGCCGAUCUGCCACCAGCCAAGUCAAUCGAUAGCCUGCCACUGUUAGAAGCGAUCGUGACAGAGACCUUGAGACUUCAUGCUCCGAUCCCUGGCAUUCAGCCUCGGGUAACGCCAUCUCCCUCGUGCAUUUUGGCCGGCUAUGCAGACGUCCCACCUAACACUAGAGUGAAUGCGCAAGCGUAUUCACUGCACCGCAAUCCGGAAGUAUUCCCAGAGCCAGAAACCUGGCAGCCGAAGCGUUGGCUGGAAGCUGAAAACUCGCCGGCUGAUUUGGAAGAGAAACGGCGGUGGUUCUGGGCGUUUGGGAGUGGAGGACGUAUGUGCGUGGGAAGCAAUCUUGCACUGCAAGAAAUGAAAUUGGCCGUGGCUGCGAUUUACACCAACUUCCGCACCACGAUUGUCAACGAUGACAACAUCGAGGCCAUCGAUGCUUACACCGUGAAACCGACAGGUGAUAAACUGAUCCUCAAGUUCGAGUCUGUCUGA